CAGCUGCAGCUGGCAGGUGGGGCCGGGGCCCGCGCGAUCCGACCACGCACACGGCCCGGCGGGCGCGGCGGGGCUGCAGCGGGGGCAGCGGGCGCCCGGGACGCGCCGGGACUCGAUCCGGGCAAGGCUUGUCUACAUUGCAGGAAAGGAGAAACAGAAUGCUUGCUGGAGAUUGCAUCAGUUUUAUUUGAAGUAGACACUGAUAUGCUUAAAGGUGUCUGGAAUUUCUGGAAAGGCCUGAAUGCCUCAAAGAAGCAAUUUCUGGUAGAAGUCUGAAGAUCAUUUCUGAGAAAAAAGAAAAAAUAAUCAAUGAAUUAAGGACAAGAAGGUUUCCAGUCAGUUAGAAAUCUGCAAGCAAUCUAAGAUUCUCAUCCUAAAGUCUACUACCUUCAAGUUUUCCACUGAGAGUAAAAUUAGCAUGUUCUCCAGUCACCAUUUGGUUCAUGACUCAAUGUCACUAUAAAAAUCAUUUCAGCAGCUUGAUAGGCCCAGCUUCUUCUAGGAUACAUCGAUGAGGAACACUUCAAUUUGUCUAAUAUAGGAAACUCCCUGCUAUGUGGAUAUUUGUUAGCAAUGACUGAUGUGGAAACUACAUAUGCAGAUUUUAUUGCUUCAGGAAGAACAGGUAGAAGAAAUGCAAUACAUGAUAUCCUGGUUUCCUCUGCAAGUGGCAACAGCAAUGAAUUAGCCUUGAAAUUAGCAGGUCUUGAUAUCAACAAGACAGAAGGUGAAGAUGAUGCACAGCGAAAUUCCACAGAACAAAGUGGGGAAGCCCAAGGAGAAGCAGCAAAAUCUGAAAGCUAACACUCCACUUUGACCAUCAACAUCUGACAAUGUUGCAAAUAUGCAGGCAUUGCUGGAAUGCAUUUGUUUCCAUGAGUGAAAAGAGGGAAAAGAAAAUGGCUGUGCUGCAUGGCAGGACGCUGCUCCUUAUUGUAUUAAAAAUGGGAGCAGAGGCUAUGGCUGCAGACAGACUUUUCUCUACCUCUGUCACUAGCAAUGGUUGAAAUCAUGUGGCUUGUGUUUGGAUGUCAUUUUUGUGUGGAUCCUUUCACUUGACCAUAAGAUGAAAUGCUUGUAGAGCGUAGCACUGACCUAGAUGAUGAUUCCUGUAGCAUCUGGCCCCUCACAAUGUCAGAGGAUUUAAUUGUGUCUAACUGCAAAGGGUUGGUUGAACCCCAGAGCUUAAAUAUCUCUGGCCGAGUAGUCACCCAGUAAAAGAACCAUCCAGAAAGCACUGUUUUUAGCAUUAUGUAUCUGUGUGUUACUGCUGUGUUAUUUACACACUGUUUUGUAUUGUAUAAUAUAAAUGCUCAGCACUGCCCCCUUCUUUGAUUGCUUAUGAAAAACAAAAUGAUGUACAUUACUGUGAAUUUUUAUACCACUUAUUUUUUAAAGGGCUGCAUUUUUUUCUUAAUUUUCCAUAGUGUGGUGGUGUACACAGGAUACAACAUACUUUUUAAAAAUACAAUCUUUCCUCUUGAUAAUUGUAUGUUGAAUUAAGUCCAAAGGAUUCAUCAAAGCUCCUUUGCUCUAUUAUACAGGCAUUUGAAAAUAUCCACUGAUGUGAAUAUUCCCAGAAUUCAGUCUGUUUGGUAUCUGCACAGACCAGAAUUCAGUUUGUCAAUUUUGUUUUAUUCCCUAAAUAAGGAAAUUCUCCCAGCUAACAUUUUUAAUUUUAGUUUUAAGAAUUUUGAAGAAUUUUUUAAAAAGAAAAGUCAAGAUAAUACUAAGAACUGGAAAUAUUUUUCUCUAUGGAAUCAAUUUUCUCAUAAUGUACAUGCUACUGUUUAAAUCUAGAGAACAAUUUGUCUCUACCUGGCUGAAAAGGGUGGAGAAAGUAGUCUUGCAAUCAUGUGGACACCAAUCACAAAAGUAAAGCACUCAUGUUGUGUUUUUCAUUUUUUUUCAGCCCUAUCAGAUCCAAAUGUUAUUAUGCACUUUUUAAUGUUUGUAAACUUUUACUAAUAAUAAGUGUGAAUUGCAUUCUGAUAUAAUUAUCACCAUUAGAAGCUAACAAAAUUUCCACUGAUACUGUUGAUGAUCUAUGCUAUAUUUUGAUAUUAUGGUUCUUUUUAUGGAAAGUUUCUGUGAACUAUGUAAUCCCUCUGGUCAGUAUUAUAAAAACAAUUUGUCAGUGGCAAAAAAUAAGAACCA
Messenger RNA from Castor canadensis (American beaver), 2157 nucleotides. The record is from RefSeq and is a predicted model, not a curated record. Lineage: Eukaryota; Metazoa; Chordata; Mammalia; Rodentia; Castoridae.